AUGUAUAACGGCAUUGGUCUCACAACACCGCGUGGAAGCGGGACGAACGGUUAUGUUGUCCGCAACCUCUCUGCUCUCCGCUCUCGCGACACGGCUGCCGACCGUGCGGGAGCAUGGGAUGUUGCUCCACCAAAGCAUCGAGAGCCAGAUGAAGCCAUUCUGGAGCACGAGAGGAAGCGAAAAGUAGAGGUGAAAUGCCUGGAGCUGCAGCUUGAGCUCGAGGACAAAGAAGUCGAGGAAGACGAGAUUGAACGACAAGUUUCAGCGCUUCGAGAGCAGCUACUUCGUACGCUGGCUGCCGUGCCCGGCUCUGGGAAGGGACUCAGGGCAUCUGACACACAUGGCCUUGCAGCGGCUAAAAAAGUCGAGCUCAAUAAAAUGGCCGCUGCCCUUGGCACCCGCCGGGACUAUAGUGAAGGCGAUGCAUUCGACCGGGAGAAACAGGAAGAGGCACGGAUCAAGAGGCUCGCAGAGAGAGAAGAGAGAGAGCAGCGGAAACUGGAA
This is a messenger RNA of Heterobasidion irregulare TC 32-1, 504 nucleotides long. RefSeq lists its product as uncharacterized. The record is from RefSeq and is a predicted model, not a curated record. The transcript is spliced from 3 exons. NCBI's taxonomy places the organism in Eukaryota, Fungi, Basidiomycota, Agaricomycetes, Russulales, Bondarzewiaceae. The annotation marks the transcript as partial.